Molecule: messenger RNA, 2259 nt
Organism: Penicillium macrosclerotiorum
Lineage: Eukaryota; Fungi; Ascomycota; Eurotiomycetes; Eurotiales; Aspergillaceae
Gene: pab1
Product: polyadenylate-binding protein
Exons: 3
Coding region: 1-2259 (752 amino acids)
Cellular component (GO): ribonucleoprotein complex
Molecular function (GO): RNA binding
Source: RefSeq, a predicted model, not a curated record
AUGUCUGCCGAAGCUGCGACCACCCCUACCGCCACUGACAACACUGUCAACGGCACCCCCGAGGCCAACGGUGCCGCGGACACCACUCCCGCUCCUGAAACCGCCGGCGAGGGUGCUGCCGCCGCCGCUAACGCUCAGCCCCACUCGGCUUCGCUCUAUGUUGGCGAGCUCGACCCCUCUGUGACCGAGGCUAUGCUCUAUGAGCUCUUCUCUUCCAUCGGCCAGGUCGCCUCCAUCCGUGUCUGCCGCGAUGCCGUCACCCGCCGCUCUCUCGGUUACGCCUACGUGAACUACAACAACACCGCUGACGGCGAGCGUGCCCUGGAGGACCUGAACUACACCCUCAUCAAGGGCAAGCCUUGCCGUAUCAUGUGGUCCCAGCGUGACCCUGCCCUGCGCAAGACUGGCCAGGGUAACGUGUUCAUCAAGAACCUCGACAACGCUAUUGACAACAAGGCCCUGCACGACACCUUUGCCGCCUUCGGUAACAUUUUGUCCUGCAAGGUUGCUCAGGAUGAGUUCGGCAACUCCAAGGGUUACGGUUUCGUUCACUACGAGACUGCUGAGGCUGCCAACAAUGCCAUCAAGCACGUUAACGGCAUGCUUCUGAAUGACAAGAAGGUCUUCGUCGGCCACCACAUCUCUAAGAAGGACCGCCAGAGCAAGUUCGAGGAGAUGAAGGCCAACUUCACCAACAUCUAUGUUAAGAACCUGGAUCACGAGAUCCCUGACGAGGAGUUCCGCACCAUGUUCGAGAAGUUUGGUGAGAUCACCUCCGCCACCCUGAGCCAUGACCAGGAGGGCAAGAGCCGUGGUUUCGGCUUCGUCAACUACUCUACCCAUGAGAGCGCGCAGGCCGCCGUUGACGAGAUGAAUGAGAAGGACAUCAAGGGCCAGAAGCUCUACGUUGGUCGUGCCCAGAAGAAGCACGAACGUGAGGAGGAGCUCCGAAAGCAGUACGAGGCCGCCCGUAUGGAGAAGGCCUCCAAGUACCAGGGUGUCAACUUGUACGUCAAGAACCUGACCGAUGACGUCGACGACGAGAAGCUGCGUGAUCUUUUCAGCCCCUACGGCACCAUUACCUCCGCUAAGGUGAUGCGUGACUCUCUCUCCGACCGCAGCCCGUCCCCCGAGUCUGAGGAGAAGGAGGGUGAGAAGGAGCCCAAGGAGGAGGAGGUGAAGGAGGAGGCCAAGGAGGAGGCUAAGGAGACUAAGGAGGCUGAGAAGACUGAGGAGAAGACCAACGAAGAGACUAAGGAGGAUGAGGAGAAGGAGGAGGGUGAGAAGUCAGAGAAGAAGCUUCUCGGCAAGAGCAAGGGCUUCGGUUUCGUUUGCUUCAGCAGCCCCGAUGAGGCCUCCAAGGCUGUCACUGAGAUGAACCAGCGCAUGGUCAACGGCAAGCCCCUCUAUGUCGCCCUUGCCCAGCGCAAGGAUGUCCGCCGCAGCCAGCUUGAGGCCAGCAUCCAGGCCCGUAACACCAUUCGCCAGCAGCAGGCUGCUGCCGCCGCUGCCUGCCGUCUUCUACCCCCCGGCCAGCAGGGCUUCAUCCCCGGUGGCCAGCGUGGCGGUAUGCCCUUCCCUCCCCAGCCCGGCAUGGUCAUGGCUGGUAUCCCCGGUGGACGCCCCGGCCAGUACCCCGGCCCCUUCCCCGGUCAGCAGGGUGGUCGUGGCAUGGGCCCCAACCAGCAGAUUCCCGCUAACUUCCAGGGCAUGCCCAUGGGCAUGCAGGUUCCCGGUGGUAUGCCCAACGGUAUGGGCUACCCCAUGCAGGGCCAGUUCGGCCGUGGUGCUGGUGGCCGUGGUCAGGUCCCUGGCAUGCCUAUGGGCCAGGGCAUGCGCGGUGGUUUCCGUGGCGGUCCUCAGGGCCAGAUGGGUCGCGGCCAGGGCCGCGGUCAGCCCGCCCCCGCCGGCCAACCCGGCCAGGCUGAGGCUACCCCCGCCAGCGGUAUCAGCUCCCAGACUCUUACCAGCGCUCCCCCGGCUCAGCAGAAGCAGAUGCUCGGUGAGGCCCUCUACCCCAAGAUCCAGGCUCAGCAGCCCGAGCUCGCUGGCAAGAUCACUGGUAUGCUUCUGGAGAUGGACAACACUGAGCUUCUUGGCCUACUUGAUGAUGAAGAGGCUCUGCGUGCAAAGGUCGAUGAGGCCCUCAGCGUUUAUGAUGAGUAUAUGAAGAACAAGGGUACCGAGGGUGAGGCGACUGGCGAGUCCAAGCCCAAGGAGGCCGCCAAGGAGGCUUCCUCGGAGGAGAACAAGUCUUAG